Girardinichthys multiradiatus is the source of this 4046-nucleotide messenger RNA. RefSeq lists its product as uncharacterized. The record is from RefSeq and is a predicted model, not a curated record. Lineage: Eukaryota; Metazoa; Chordata; Actinopteri; Cyprinodontiformes; Goodeidae.
AUGAACAGAGUCAAGCCACCAUCUAGAACCUGCACAUGUGGCAAUCUCAUAGCUGGGGCAGAUACCCACUCUGAAUGCGCUUCGUGUCUGGGGCUGCAACAUGCCCAGGACGCGUUGGCGUCACCGGCGAGCUGCGAGCACUGUGCACGGCUCUCCCUUAAGUCUCGUCGGCGCAGGCUAGCACGCCAAGCUAGCCUGUCGGAGGUUGAUCCUAUGAUGGGGGUAGCCAAUCCCCCGCCACCGGAGCUUCCUGGUACUGAUGAGAGAGAGCCCACUUUGGCUGGAGCCAGUUGGGGUGAUCAGCUCGACGCUGUCGCGCCACUGACUGACCCAGAAGAAGACGAGGCCGCACUUCCAGGUUUCAGUACUCUUGCUAAUGCCGAGUCCGAAUCUGAAAUGGAGUCCAUCAGUCUCGGGUCUGACGACGACGAGCUGGACUGCGGGCCUUAUGCCAUCCAAAGGGCAGCAAAGAAGCUGGGCAUCGAGUGGCCGGAAACCCUCACCGAAACUACCACAUCUCGAUAUGUGGGGAAGCGGCUUCCGAGAGCCAAAUCUUCCGGCAGACAGCUGUUGCCGGUCUUUCCCGAGUGCCUCGAGGAAGCGACCCGGUCCUGGAGCAAUCCUCUCACCGUCAAGAACCUCGCCCUGGGAGGGUCGGCUCUGGACUGGACGGGCAUGGAGGCCGGUGGUUUUUCACAUCUGCUUCCCGUAGAACCUCUGCUGGCAUCUCACCUGCACCCAUUGCAAAAGUCAGCCAUGACAGCGGCAGGACCCACCCUUCCCUUCAAAGCUGACUCUUUUCAGUCCACUCUGAAUGAGAAAAGCUACAAGGCGGUGGCUGCAUCUGUUAAAGCCUUAAACGCUUCAUCUCUUCUCCUCGCUUACCAAGCGGAAUUACAGGAGCAGAUGACUGGCACACCGAUGGCCGAUUUGUGGGACGAGUUAUGCGUGGUGACAGACCUAUGCCUGCGUCUCCACAGAAGUGCUGUCCAAGCAUCCGGGAGAGCCAUGGCCCUGAUGGUCACUCAGGAGAGAGCUAGAUGGCUGAACCUGUCUAGCCUGUCUCAGAGGGAAAAGAACCAGCUCCUCGACACCCCCGUGGACCCGAAGAGCUUAUUCGGACCCACUGUGGCAGCCAUGCAAAAACGCUGUGAGGAAAAGAAGAGGGAAGGUGAAGCACUAAAGCUGUGUCUGCCCAGGAAAGCGCAGCCUCCUCCCCCUCCAGCACCCCGUGUGACGUUCGCUCAAGCGGCGGCUCGACCGGCCUACUGCAUCCCCAAACGCCAGCCUCAGCUGCAGUCAGCGGACCGUGGGAAACAAACCGAGCUCAAAGUUCGAGUUCUGAACGCCACGUUCAAGGCAACUCAAACGGCCUGCAGAGCCGACGUUGGAGCUCAUCGUUCAGAGCCGAUCGAAGCGGAGGAGGAUCAAAGCCACCGAGAGCUCAGUGGAGCCGCAGCUGUGGCCAGAAAGCACACACCAGUGCACAAACACAUGCCAGUGUCUAAAAACACGACCUUCCCCCUUCACAACAUGUUCAAUAAAGUUGUUUUCUGGCACGCAUCCAGGCCUGGAGCCGAGGGCGCAGCCACAACAAAAAAACAUGAAAAAUAUGUUAAAAAUAACACAAGGACAGGACAUGGCCAGCUGCACAUGAGGCCACAAGGGGGAGCUCUCGCUCCAGCUUUGGCACAGCGGCAGGCUGGAGCUCCCGCUCCACCCUUGCCACAGCUGCACAUGAGGCCUCAAGGGGGAGCUCUCACCCUACCUCUAGCACAGCUGGCUGUUUUUUCUGUGGAAGAAGCAGACCUGGGACGAGCGCAGCUGGCAGUUGUAGCGGAACAGCAGAUCCCUCAGCCGGUGUUGCGCAGUGUUUACACGGAAGCACCUUUAGGUCCACUGGCAAACAACACUCAGCUGUGGCGAGCGUGUGGAGCAUCAGAUUGGGUGAUAAAGACUGUAUCCAAGGGAUACAGGCUCCAAUUUGUGACAGCCCCACCCCGUUUCAAGGGCAUAGUACAGUCAUACGCCCGGGGAGAGUCCGCUCGCGUCCUGCAAGAGGAAAUAAUUUCCCUGCAGCACAAAAGAGCUGUCCGGCUGGUACCGCAGGAGCAAAGCAGAGACGGGUUUUACUCCAGAUACUUUCUCGUGCCGAAAAGGGGCAGGGGUCUGCGACCGAUAUUGGAUCUGCGGGCUCUGAACACAUAUCUGAGACGGUAUUCGUUCAGGAUGCUAACACACGCAGCUCUGAUAAAGUUUGCGCGUCAAGGAGACUGGUUUGUCUCCAUAGACUUGAAAGACGCAUAUUUCCAUAUCCCUCACAGAAAAUACCUCAGAUUUGCGUUUCAGGGAGAGAUAUACGAGUACCUGGUACUUCCUUUUGGCCUCUCACUGAGCCCACGUGUGUUCGUGAAAUGCACCGAGGCAGCCAUCGCGCCUCUGAGGGAAAGGGGGAUGCGUCUGGCGACGUAUAUAGACGAUUGGCUGAUUGCAGCUCAGUCUUUAGAGGAGCUCAGGACGCAUGCCGAGAUGCUUACUUUAAAUCUGACAGCCCUGGGAUUCACAAUAAACUGGGAAAAGAGCAUUUUAACCCCAGUACAAACAAUCACCUUCAUUGGCCUGUCCCUGAAUUCAGUCGAGUUCAGAGCGCGCCUCUCAGCGGAACGAGUAAAAGCCUUUCAGGCUUGUCUGGCAUUCUUUCGCAGAGGCACACAGGUGAAAUUCAGGUUAUGCCUCAGACUGCUGGGUCUGAUGGCGUCUGCGCUGGCGGUCAUCACACUCGGCCGUCUACACAUGCGCCCGUUUCAAAGGUGGGUGGCGUCACUCAGCUUGAGCCCCACAAGCCAUGCUCAACGCAGCGUCCUGGUUUCUCUCAUAUGUGCACGCGCGCUGACCCCGUGGAAGCGUCCCGGUUUUCUCAACACCGGCGUUACCAUGGGAACCAUCCUGACGAGGAAGGUAAUUACCACAGAUGCCUCGCUGACAGGCUGGGGAGCCACUCACGAGGGGAUGAUGGUAAACGAUGUUUGGAGUCCACAAACACAGACAGCUCACAUAAAUUGUCUGGAACUCCUGGCCGUGAUGCUGGCACUGAGACACUUUCUGCCCUUUAUCAAAGGGCACCAUGUUUUGGCUAGAACGGACAACACAACAGUGGUUGCUUACAUCAACAGACAGGGGGGUCUGCGCUCACGUCAUUUACACGAGCUGGCAUACAGACUGAUAAUCUGGACCAGCUCACACUUGCUGUCGCUAAGAGCGACUCACGUGCCAGGGGUAAUGAACAGAGGCGCGGAUCUGCUGUCAAGGGGCAAUCCCCGCUACAAAGAGUGGAAACUCCACAGCGAGGUGAUGACCCAGAUAUGGAAGAGGUACGGCCGAGCGGAGGUCGACCUCUUCGCAUCAGGGGAAAAUGCUCAGUGUCCGAUGUUUUUCUCACUGACAGAGCAACAAGCUCCGCUUGGGCUGGAUGCUCUAGCGCACAAAUGGCCGCCGGCCCUACUGUACGCCUUUCCCCUGCUGGAACUGAUCAUUCCUACUCUCGCCAGGGUGCGAGAGGGAAAACACUCACUCAUUCUGAUAGCUCCCCGCUGGCCAGGGAAACAUUGGCUAGUGGAGAUUUUUCAGAUGCUACACGGCGAGCCAUGGUGGCUUCCCCUCCGCAGAGAUCUCCUGAUGCAGGCACGCGGAGAAAUAUUUCAUCCGCAUCCAGAGCGCAUGGCCCUAUGGGCCUGGCCUGUGAGGGGUUAAAUCUGGCUGCCAGUGGGCUUCCCCAGAGCGUUAUUGACACAAUUCAAAAUGCAAGGGCCAUUUCCACGCGUAACGUGUAUGAGGGUAAAUGGCAGGCAUUCGUGGGUUGGUGCGCAAAACCUAUGGUGAGCGUAAUGCAAAGCCCUGUGUCGGACGUUUUAACUUUUCUGCAGGCACUGUUGGAUAAAGGCUUGGCUUUUUCCACUGUGAAGGUGUACCUGGCUGCUAUUUCAGCCUGUCACGUUGGCUUUGGUGACAAAACAGUGGGGCAGCACCCCCUGGUGUGUCAAUUCAUG